CGCCACAUACCAUCGCAGCAGCCUAUGGAACGGAAAUGUCUUCGCCGGCCAUCUAUCGAUGCCACGCAGCCAGGUGGCCAACUCAGUAUAUGCCACGUUUGUGUCCAACGAGAAUGAGACCUACUUUAUGUCUCGUUACACAGCCUCGCCAACGCCAGUGCUGGCGCGGUCAGUGUUGUGGGCCAAUGGAUCCUUCCAGCGUUGGUUUCUUGUCAGGGGUGGCAAGAGAGAGUGGCAAUUUCUGUGGUCGUUUCCGGCGGACGAGUGCGAUAAGUACAAUCACUGCGGCCGCAACAGAGUGUGCACCAAUAAAUACGUUGUUGUCGAGUGCCAGUGCUUGGACGGGUUCGUACAUAUUACGGAGAACCCAAGCGAGGCCGGAUGCGAGAGGAAGAAUCCUUUGAAUUGCUCGUCGAACCAAUUUUCCAAGGUGCAGAACGUGAAGGUGCCCGACACUGAGAACGCUACACCACGAGGCAACAUGAGUCUCGAUGACUGCAAGAAUUUGUGCUUAAAUAAUUGCUCCUGCGUGGCGUAUGCGGUGAUCAUCGGGUCUUAUGGAUGCAUAACUUGGCCUGGUGAUCUGUUGGAUCUCAGAACUUUUGUCGAUGAAGGAGAUGAUUUAUACGUUCGGCUUGCAGGAGAAUUGGAUCAACGAAGAAAAAGCAACAACACUGGGAGAAGAAUUCUAUUUAUUGUCAUCUCUAUUGCUGCAGCACUGUUAUUCCUUUGUGCCAUUUUUAUUUACUGUCGAAGAACAAAAGCAACAACACAAAGACAGAAACGACAUGCAGACCAUAAAGAUCAACUUGAAAUAAGAGGUGCAGAAUCUCUAUUGUUUGAUUUGGAAGCUAUUAGGACAGCUACGGAUAACUUCUCUGAUAGAAACAAGCUAGGAGAAGGAGGAUUUGGGCCUGUUUAUAAGGGAACACUGGAGAAUGGAGAGCAUGUAGCAGUAAAAAGACUUUCAGGAAGCUCAGCACAAGGACUAGAUGAGUUUAAAAAUGAAGUGUUUCUAGUUGCCAAACUUCAACAUAGAAACCUCGUGAAGCUGUUGGGCUGUUGCUUAGAAUCAGAGGAGAAACUACUCGUUUAUAAUUACCUUGCUAAUACAAGUCUUGACAAGUUUUUGUUUGGUAUAGUUUCAAUCUCCAGAAAGCAGUUGGAUUGGGCAACAAGGUUUAAGAUCAUUGAGGGCAUUAGUCGAGGACUUAUUUAUCUUCAUGAAGAUUCACCACUAAAGAUCAUUCACCGGGACUUAAAAGCUAGUAACAUCUUGUUAGAUGCAAACAUGGAUCCCAAAAUUUCAGAUUUCGGUCUUGCGAAGCUUUUUGGUGCAGAUGAAACCCAAGGAAAUACUAAAAGAAUUGCCGGAACAUUUGGAUAUAUGGCACCGGAAUAUGCCAUUCAUGGACUCUUCUCAAUUAAAUCAGAUGUGUAUAGCUAUGGUGUGUUAGUCUUAGAGAUUCUAACUGGUCAGAAGAAUAGUCGUCACCGAGGCUACGAAUAUCCAAUGGAACUUGUCACUCAUGUGGUCUGGCGCCAUUGGACCCAAGGAAGUGCCCUGCAAGUGAUUGAUCAAGAGCUAGUUGAACAAUGUCAUGCUCAGCAAAUAUUAAGGUGCAUACAUAUAGGGUUACUAUGCGUGCAAGAAGAUCCAACUCAAAGACCCACCAUGGCCAAUGUUGUUCUUAUGCUCAACAGCCACUUUGUCGACCUUCCUAUUCCUUCAGUACCAGCAUUUCUUAGCAACUAUAAUACUACCGGUGAAUCAAAUGACAUUCCAAGGAGACAAAACUCUAGCGGAAGUAUGGGAAUUCUAAUGAAAAUUUCUAAAAAUGAUGUUUCAAUCUCAGAGUUGGAGCCUAGAUAG
Molecule: messenger RNA, 1873 nt
Organism: Zingiber officinale
Lineage: Eukaryota; Viridiplantae; Streptophyta; Magnoliopsida; Zingiberales; Zingiberaceae
Product: putative receptor-like protein kinase At4g00960
Exons: 7
Coding region: 59-1873 (604 amino acids)
Biological process (GO): recognition of pollen; protein phosphorylation
Molecular function (GO): protein kinase activity; ATP binding
Source: RefSeq, a predicted model, not a curated record